AUGGCCGAGACAGAGGUGCAAUCCAGUACAGUAGAUCCGCUGGAGGAUAGCGAGGCCAUUGCAGAGCAAGUGAAGGCAGAGCGCUGGCAGUGUGAUCUUUGCUUUGAGCCUUUCGCGCGAUUUGAAACGCCUUGGCGACUGGCUGACGAUCGCUGUUGCCACAGUCUUUGUCGCCGCUGCUUGCUGGGAAGCAUAAGGUGGGGUGGGCGCUGCCCCUACGACAACACCCCCAUCCCGGCCAUCGUCGUUUGUGGCGCAAUGGGAACAGGCGAAUACGUCUACCACGAAAAAUUGACGGAGGCCCGUCGGAGUGGUGGAUUGCCCUGCACUGCUGCCGACUGCCCAGGAGUAGUACCGAGCGUGGAUGGGCCGAGGCCCUGUCCAAGCAACUGUGGCUGUUGCGGAGCACGUCACUGCGCACGGCGGAUUUGCGGCGUGCCAUGGAGUUCCGGGCAUCGUUGCUGGGAUUUGAUGGAGGAGGAGAGACAAGAGUUGGAGAGAAGGCUCGCUGGAGGCCACGAUUUCCAGGCGACAACACGACGUCGCCUUAUGGGAGCACCGCGCUUCCGGCCGUGUCCACAAUGUGGAGCCAUGGUGGAGCACGUGGGCGGCUGCAACAUGGUUUACCAUGACAGCUGUCGGACACGAUGGUGCUUCAUUUGCCGGCGGGUGGGAACCUGCCAGGACUUCGAUUGCAAGGCACCUUCCUCCCAGCCGCCUACGCCGCGAGGACCACCAAACGCAGUGCCCACAGGCACCUCGAAGCGCGACGUGAAGAAGAUCAUCUCAUCCUCGGCCAUCCUUUCAGCAGGAGUAGUCCUCCUGCUGAUUGUCAUUUUUACAAAUAUCUUUAGCGGCGUCCGUUUUGACCUGCCAAGGAAGGGGUUGCCCUUCUUCCUCGGCACUGGCGUGUCAAAGCCGGACACAUGUGAUACCUCAUCGUGCGAUCCCGUCACGACCCCGCAGCCAGAGUUGCUUGUUGGGCAGACGAUGGCAACGCUCGAAAUCGGGGGCAGCAUGUUGGCGGUCCAUGGGGGCCUGUCUCCUUCGAUCCACCACUUGGACCAGAUCCGCCUCUUGGACCGGUUCGCAGAGAUCCCGCACGACGGACCUCUUGCAGACCUUAUGUGGUCAGACCCGGAUCCUGACAAAAGCGGCUUUGUUAUUUCGCCGCGGGGUGCUGGCUAUGUAUUUGGCCAGGAUGUGGCGCAGAAGUUUCUGCAUGUGAACCAGCUCAGCCACAUCGUGCGAGCUCACCAGCUUUGCAUGGCAGGCUACCAGGUGCUAUUCGAUGACACGCUGUCCACAGUCUGGAGCGCUCCAAACUACUGCUAUCGGUUCGGGAACACGGCUUCCAUCCUGGAAGUCUCCGAGGAAGGGAGCCGAUUCUUCAACGUAUUCGGCCCUGCCCCUGAGAGCGAGCGACAGCGGCCAGGAGCUGAGGGCCCUGCGAGCCCUGCAGCGCCGGCAGCACCUGCAGCUCCACCUCGGCGAGGUGCAAUGCCUCCAAUGAAGUCCAAUGUUCCCUGUUCUGCAGGGAGAGAGGAUCGCUACUUCACCUGA
This is a messenger RNA of Symbiodinium pilosum, 1563 nucleotides long. The record is from the annotation of a GenBank genome assembly. Lineage: Eukaryota; Dinophyceae; Suessiales; Symbiodiniaceae.